GUCAACAACACAACACAACGCAUCAAUUGUCAAUUAUCAUUUGAUCAUUCCUGUUGCUUGAGCCACAAACUAAACAAUAGUACGGUACUUGGAUUUGAUUUAUAAAUUCAAAUUUCAUGGGUAGAAUUUACUAUUUACUGCUUUGAUAUUACAAGAGAUAUUUUUUUAUCAAAAUCAAGAACUUCUUUCCAUCCACAUAGAGAAUUCUACGAUAUCCCACCCAGAUCAUAUCAUAUCAUAUCAUAUCAUUCAAUAAAAAAUCCCCAAAAUACUUCCUUUUCCUCCCUUGAAAUUUUACCCCACGACCAUAAACUUCUUCUCAUUUUUGCGCACAACUUCAGUUUGGUAGGUACCUCCUUUGCUCUUUCCUAUAUGCCAUAAUGAUGGACCUCCAUAAUAUGCGACGCCUUCAAUUUACUUCUCCCAUUGUAUGCUUGGGAAUGGAGAAGCAUUCCAAGCCUCUCCACUGUCGAUGUCUUUACCAAAGCUAAAGCUAACCAAACGGAUAGCCACUGGAAAGUUAUCGCAGACCCCUUCAAAGUUUACGGCAGCUAAGAUGGCAGAGCAAGAAGAAGAUUUCAGUUCUUUACCCCUCCCAGAUAGAUUUCAGCAUAAGGUAUUAUCGCACUAACUCUCCCGUUUGCGCCAUCCAUCCUUUUUAACUGGUCACACGCAUAGGCUAAUCUUUACACCUGAUAAUAGAUAUGGAAAGUUAGGAAAGCAGCAUAUGAAGACGCAGCAAAGCAAUUCGAAGUCACACCAGAUGAAAAUGACCCAGUCUUUAGGCCAUUCCUCAACGAUCCCUCAUUAUGGAAGGGAGCGGUGGCAGAUUCGAACGUUGCGGCACAACAAGAUGGUAUCGCGGCACUAUGCGCCUUUCUCAAAUUCGGUGGACGCGAGCAUUGUACCAGAACACGAAGUCAUACAUUAAAUUCGUUGGUUGAGAAGGGUUUGAGUUCAACAAGAGCUGCUACCAAAGCAUCUUCUCUUGAAGCUCUGUUAUUAUAUGUCGAAUUGGACGUAGCUGCUCCUGUCAUUGAAGAACUUCUUCCCGCUAUAUCGCAUAAACAACCAAAAGUCGUUGCAGCAACAGUGGCCGCAUUGACUGAGAUAUAUCACAACUAUGGAUGCAAGACAGUGGAUCCUAAACCAGUCCUCAAAAUUCUUCCAAAACCAUUCAGUCAUGCAGAUAAAAAUGUACGUGGGGAAGCUACAAAAUUGGCUGCCGAGUUCUAUAGAUGGUUACGAGAAGCUAUGAAACCAAUGUUUUGGGGAGACCUCAAGCCAACGCAACAAGCGGAUAUGGAAACCCAUUUCGAAAAAAUCAAAGGGGAACCGGCACCGAAACAGGAACGAUUUCUCAGAUCACAACAAGCAGCGAUGGCUAACGCGCCUCCCCCAGGUGAAGGUGGUGCAGAAGAGGAGGAUGAAUUGGAGGCUGAGCCAGUCGAAAUUGAUGCAUUUGACUUAGCCGAACCGCAAGAUGUUUUAUCCAAGGUCCCUGCAAAUUUCCACGAACAGUUGGCCUCGUCGAAAUGGAAAGAACGAAAGGAAGCGCUAGAGGCUUUAUACGCCUGUUUUAAUGUUCCCAGAAUCAAGGACGCCGACUACGGUUUAAUAGUUCAUGGUCUAGCAAAGUGUAUGAAGGACGCCAAUAUUGCAGUAGUCACCCAAGCUGCACAAUGUGUUGAAGUUUUGGCUCAAGGUCUACGAAAGGGAUUUUCCAAAUACAGAUCCGUUAUUCAGAGCCCUAUCAUGGAAAGAAUGAAGGAGAAGAAGGCAUCCGUCUCCGAUGCCCUCGGGGCAGCACUAGAUCAAGUAUUUGCAGCAACCAGUCUAACCGAAUGCUUGGAGGAAACUCUAGAGUUCUUGAAACAUAAGAAUCCACAAGUCAAAGAGGGAACUGUCAAGUUUUUGAUUAGAUCGCUCAGGACAACUCGAGAAGCUCCUUCCAAAGCAGAAGUUGGACAGAUUUCAGAAGCAGCAAAGAAGUUACUUGCCGAGUCGAGUGAGGUAUUGAGAUCUAGUGGAGCUGAAGUCUUGGGUACAGUCAUGAAGAUUAUGGGAGAGCGUGCAAUGGGACCACAUCUCGAAGGACUUGACGAUAUCCGGAAAACAAAGAUCAAGGAGUUUUUCGAUACCGCAGACGUCAAGGCAAAGGAUAAGCCAAAGCCUCCACCGGCUCCUGUAGCACCUAAAGCCGCGCCGGCGGCCGCACCAAAGAAGAUGGUAAAGAAGGUAGCCGCAAAGAAACCACCUCCAGCCCCAAGUCCAUAUGCCCAACAAGCUCCGUUAGAGCCUCAGCCAACAGCAAAAAGUGCCGCUGGAUUGAAGAAGCCAUCUGGUCUCGGAUUGAAACAACCUGGAAAAAAAGUAGUACCGCCAGCACUUGCGUCGCCCAAACGUGCCAUCCCGUCACCAGUUCCGGCGGAAGAAGAGGCUCCACCUCCACCUCGUGUAGGUCUAGGCCGUGGCUUGGCUGGUCGAUCGUUAGCAAAAGCACCUGCCGCUAAUGCAGCUCCUCGUAUGUCCUCGAUGUCGCCUCCACCGAAUGCCGGUUUGACUGCUCAGGAAAGAGCUGAGCUGGAAGAAUUGCGACUGGACAAAGAUCGAUUAUUACGCCAAGCUGAUGAAUUACGCCAAGAACGUUCACGACUCAAUUCAGAAAUUCAAGAAUUGAAGAAUCAAAAUGCACAGCUAAUUGAGGAUCAUACACGAGAUGUUUUAUCUAUCAAAGCAAAGGAAACCCAGCUUGUUCGCUCCAGAGCAGAUGCCGAAACAGCGGAAGCAAUGUGUGCGCAGUUAAGGAGGGAGCAGAACAGGUUAAAGCAUGCUUUAUCAGCAGCUGAAAGAGCUAACAGUCAUAGCCCAUCGAGAGGAUUUCCAAGCCCUGGACGUGAUGGUGCCCAUGAUGAAGCGGGAAUAUAUCGUGAUUCUAUGUAUGGUGCUCCUUCAGAUGGGGGCCGCCAAGAUUAUAGAAGCCGUCCUCGCAUGUCUAUAGCAUCAUCACUUGGAGAAGAGAAAGAAAAUGGGGCUGGCGCUUAUGGCCGCAACAUGUUAAGUCCCGAUUUGGAACCAACGAGUAAUGGAAGAUCAAGUGCUGCCAGCGGUAGUGGCAGGGCUAGUCCAGCACCACUUUCUUACUCAAGUGACCGCAUGUCUAGAGCUGGUGGUGUUGUUAGUGGCAAUGGAACCGGAGUGGAGAGCUGGAAGAGGGCUGCCGAGGUCACAAGUGCUUUGAAGGCAAAAAUUGAGCUAAUGAAGGUAAGAUCUUCAAACGUAUUGCUUACGUUCCGUUUCCAAGGUACUGAUUACAAAUUUUUCGUAGGCACGACAAAACAUAUCAAAACAUUAAGAAUAUGUAAAUCAUAUAUUUAAUCAGCCAAGGAUAGGACAGGUAUUGAGAUGGUUUGGGCAGAUGGCGAAAAGGAAAGGAAAGGAAAGGCUUAUUUGGCAUUGAUCAAACGGUGUUCAUGGUCGUGCUUGGUAUUUUUCUUAUGGUUGGGGUGGCAUCCUCUGUCUUGGUGCAUGUAAGGGGUUUUAUUUGUCGCCGUAGAAGAGGCGAGGCGAAUGCGAGAAUGAGGCGAAAUGAGAUUAUGCUCACAUGCUGUGUUCUGUAUGCAUGGUCGUGGCUGGUUAUGAUUGUACUAUAUUGUACUUUACUGUACGAAGCGCAUCGCAUCUGUUUGAGGAGAAGUCAUGUGCGUAAAUAUACGUACGUAUUUUUAAGUCAUGGAUGGAUGUUAUGUUCCUUGAUUGCUUACUUGCU
This is a messenger RNA of Sclerotinia trifoliorum, 3769 nucleotides long. The record is from the annotation of a GenBank genome assembly. NCBI's taxonomy places the organism in Eukaryota, Fungi, Ascomycota, Leotiomycetes, Helotiales, Sclerotiniaceae.